AUGCCUACAAAUGUAUAUAGGAUUCAAGGUCCUGAAGGAACCAUUCCAUAUCAACAAUACCUAAUCAAUAAAAAAAAUACUAAACUUAACGACAUUUCCAAAGCGCUAAUAAAGAAUGUACGAUAUGACGGGAGAGAUUUUUUAACACAUAGGCAAUUAUGUAAAAAUUUAAUCUUUUUCUUUAAUAUAUUUAUUUUUUUGUAACUUCUAACAGACCAUGAAGGCCUUUUGCUACUUCAACCAAAUCCUUCCAAAAUCCUUAUAAUCCGCUUCUCUCAAAUUUGCUAUUUCAUUAAUUUCCUAAAAAUACUUCUAAUUCGAUUUAGCCAAUAUUAAUGCAGCACUAAUAUAGAAUAAAUAUAUUGUAUAUAUACAUAUAUUUUUUUUUAUCAAGGUAUCAAGACUGGCAUUGUUACCCAAGCCAAAGGAUCAGCUUAUGUAGAAUGUGGUCAUACAAAAUUAGUGUGUUCUGUAUUUGACCCAAAAGAAGUUCCAAACAAAGUAGAGUAUGCUAAAACAGGAGAACUUCAGUGUGAAUUUAAAUUUGCCACAUUCUCUUGUCGACAGCGGCGUAACUACAUGAGAGAUCCAGAAGAAAGACAAUUGUGUAACGAAUUACGGAGAGCUUUAGAACCUGCUAUUUGUAGAGUAAGUGCUAGAUAUUAUGUUAAAUUGAGAUAAUACAUUGAAUUCUCUUAAUUUUGUUUAACUCUUAAAUAAUAUAUAUGUAUUUAGAUUGUCAUUUAAUCAAUAUAUCAAACUAGGUAUAAUAAUACUAUGUUAAGAAAAAAUGAUAUUAUACAAGUAGCAAGCUAAAUGAUAACUACUAUAAUCAUUUAGUUUAUCAUUAAGUUAAUAAUUUGCAUUCUGAACUACUAAUUAUUUUAUUAUUUGAAAAUUAAAUUUAAGUAGGUAUAUUUAGUUACUUCCAUCAUUAGCUAGCAUUUAAAUAUAAUUUUGAAAACGGAAUUGGCAAAAUUUCCUUAAAGGUUUUAGUUGUGGAUUCCAAACAAAAAUAUUUAUUUAAUGUUUUCAAAAUAAUAAAACCUUAAAAAAUAUUUGAAAAUCUAUAUGUACAGAUAUUUUAAAUUUGUAAAAUUACAAUUAAAUGAGGUUAUUACAUUAAAGAGGUAAUUUCAAAAAUAUUUCUGGUUUUUUUUCUAGAGAUCUAUUCUGUAAUAGUAAAUAGGUAAUAAGUAACAAUUGAAUAUUUAUUUAUGCAACUAAUAUAGUGGUGUCACUGAUUAAAAUUUCAAUACCAAAUAUUAUGAAAAUAAAAAUAAAUUGUUUGAUUAAGUAAUAUGAGUUAUUCUUAUGUAUUUGUAAUACAAAGUAUAUCCAAUAAUAAAUGGUAAAAAUAAAAAACCAUUUCAAUAUAAUAUAUGCAUUUUAUUUUUUAUUACUGUAAUAAUAUAUUUUAUGUUACGUAAAUCUUUUUUAUUUAGUUUAACAUACUUCAACAAUUGUUUAUUAUCAAGUAUUGACUACUACUAUUGGCUUAAAUAUAAAACCAAUUCCCAAUACCAGUAUUUUAUUUAAUACAUGGUUCCAGUGAUAUUGGUACCUAUGUAACUGAUAUUUACUGUUAGUCUAUCUUCAAUAAUAAUACUUUAAUGUACCUCUAGAAACAAGUUUAAUUGAAUAUUUUUAUUUCAUAGGGUGAAUUUGCAAAUUUUGAAAUUCAAAUCAAUGUUUUAGUAUUAGAAAAUGAUGGAUCAGUUUUGGCUACAGCAAUAACAGCUGCAGGACUUGCACUUAUGGAUGGAUGUAUACCAAUGUAUGAUGUGAUUGUUGCUACUUCAUUGGUUUGUUAUUAUUAAUGUAUUUUAUAAAAUUUAAGUAGUACAUCAUGGGUUCAAAAUAUCGUCCUAACACUCCUAAAUAAUUUGUUAUAAAUUAUCUAUUUUUUCUGUUUAAUAUUUAUUAAAGUCUGGAUGAAUAGAUAAAUAAAUAGAUUUAUUAAAAAGUUUUGAUAUGAUUUUAGUUUAUCAAACUCACAAAAAUUAAAUUAAAAAAAUGUAUAUAUAAUAAUUGAAAAACUAAUAAAUUUGGUGGAAAGUUUCAAAUUUAUAACAAUUUAAAUUAGCGUAUAUGGCACAUUGGGGUAAUAAUAAUCUAUAAUAUUCAUCACACCUGUAAUCCUACAUAAAAAGGUUUAGAUUUAUAGUUUGUACGCUACCUUUUUUUAGUUUUAGUUGGAUUUAGCUGUAUUUCAUCAAACAAAGAGUGACAUGUAAUAGAAUGGUUACAUUUACAGCCAUACCACUGCAACCUUCAAUUAAUUGCUAUAGCUUUUGAUUUAUAAAUUUUCAUUAAAUUUUAAUUGCACCAUCAUUCUUAUAGAGUUGAAAUAAAUUCUUUUUCAUUGGGGUUUACUGAAUUAAAAUUGUUCCAGUAUUACUUAAAAUUAAAAUAGUUAUGUAGGCCCAAAAUAAUUAUUUUGAUUGUUAAGAUUUUUAGCAAACUUUUAUGAGAAUAGACAGCCAUUUAUCAGUAUGCAUCUGAAUUAUGAUAAUCUAUGUAUUUUACUUAUAAUUGUUUUAAAGUUUGUUUUUUUUUUGCAUAGGGCAUUUACAAAAACAAGAUUUUAGUUGAUCCAACAUUUGAUGAAGAAACAUUGUGUUCAACUAUUACAGAAAAAGAAGAGAAUAGAGGCACUGUAAUGUUAGCGUAUAUGAAAAAUAUACAACAAAUUACGGAUUUUGCUCAAAAUGGAUCAAUAAAUGUUAACAUGUUUCCAGAGUAUGUUCAAACAUUGAUUGACCAAAAUUGUCAGCUGUACAAAAUAGUAGUCUCUGCUGCCAGAAAUGAUGUAAUAGACUAUUUUGAAAAUGAAAGUCAAUAA
Molecule: messenger RNA, 2845 nt
Organism: Cinara cedri
Lineage: Eukaryota; Metazoa; Arthropoda; Insecta; Hemiptera; Aphididae
Source: the annotation of a GenBank genome assembly